AUGAAUAAAAAAAAUUCAAAUCAAACAAUAACUUCAACCACAACAACUUCAACAAUUUAUUCAAAUGAAUACAAUUAUAUUAACUAUGAUACUUUUUAUAAAGAUAUAGAAUCUAGAAUUAUUAAAAUGGAAACAUUUUAUAAUAUUUUAAAAAAAGAUUUUUUAUCAUUAAAUUUAAAAAAUAAUGAUAUUCCUUAUAAAAAAUCAAUUAAAAUAAUUCAAUCAAAUAAUAAUAAUUUAGAAAAUAAUAAAUUAAUUAAUAAUAAUAAUAAUAAUAAUAAUAAUAAUAAUAAUAAUAAUAAUAAUAAUAAUAAUAAUAAUAAUAAUAAUAAUAAUAAUAAUAAUAAUGUUGAUGAUAAUAAUUUUUUAUUUUUAUUACCAAAUGAAAUAAUAUCAAAUAUAUUAUCAAUUUUAGAAGUUAAAGAUAUUGUGGCGUUAUCCAUUGUAAAUAACCAUUUCUAUUACCUUAUUAAUAGUUAUAAUAAUUUAUGGAAGAACCUCUAUUAUAAAUAUUUCAAAAGUAAUUUUUUAAAUAUUAUUAAAAAUGAAAAAGGAAAUAAUAAAAAUAAUAAAGAUUCAAAUAAUAAUAAUAAUAAAAAUAAUAAUAAUUACUCCAAAUAUAAAAAUAAUUCAAUAGAUAUUAGUAAUACUACAGAUGAUAAUAGAAAUUCUUUUAGUAAUAAAAUUAUAAGAUCAAAGAAAAAACAACAACAACAACAACAACAAAUUCAAACUAAUAGUAAUAAUAAUAAUAUUCAAAAUUGGAAAAAUAAAUUUUUAAAUGAAUCAAGAAUUGAAAGUAAUUGGGAAAACAAUAGAUAUACAACCUAUACAAUCGAUACAAAUAUUGGUGGUGUAUUUUGUUUAUCACAAAAACAAUCAAUGUUAGUUACUGGUUCAUUUGAUAAUUCUUUAAAAGUUUGGAGAAUCAAUGAAACUAUAAAAUCAAAAUCACCAGAUUCAAUCAUCACCUCAAAUAAAGAUUGUAAUGAUUAUAAUAGAUCAAGAAUUAAUAUUGAACCAAUGUUAAAUAUUAAAGGUCAUGAAGGAUGGGUUUGGUCAACUCAUUUAAAACAUUCAAAGAAUUAUCAUAAAAUGAAAUGUAUAAGUUCAAGUCAAGAUGGUACAAUCUUAAUAACCGAUAUAAAUUAUAAUAAUUUCAUUGAUUAUAGUAAUAAAAAUAAAUUUAAAAGAAAUACAACAACAACCUCAAUUAAAACAUUUAAUAUGAAAUCAUUUAAAAAUUCAAAUCAAAUAAAUGGUAGUAAUAAUAAUAAUAAUAAUAAUAAUAAGAAUAAUAAUUAUAAACAAAUGUCAACUGAAAAUGUUGGUAAUAAUAAUAAUGAUAAUAUUAUUUUAGAUGGUACUUUUUUAAAAGGACAUAGAGGUACAGUUUGGACAACAUUACCAGAUAAAUCAAUGGAAAAUGUUUAUAGUGGUAGUAGUGAUUCAACAAUUAAAAGAUGGAAUAUUGAUAGAAUGGAAUAUGUUGGUGAUAUUGGUAAACAUAAUGAAUCUGUAUUAUGUUUAUCUGGUGUAACUUUUGAAAAUCCACAUUUAAUUGCAUCUGGUUCCUCUGAUCAUUCAAUUAAAUUAUGGGAUGUUAGAAUUCAACAUCAUAAUAAUCAAAAUCAUACUAGAAGUCAUUCUUCUCCUUCUUCCUCUUCUUCUUCUUCAUCAUCGUCAUCAUUAUCACCAUCAUUAGUAUUAUCAAUAAAUGAACAUGGUGUAAAUGUAAAUUGUUUAUCAUUAUAUAAUCAUUUUAUAAUAUCAGGUGGUGAAGAUGGAAUUAUAAGAGUAUCUGAUAUAAGAUAUGUUAUUACUUCACCAAGACCACAUGUAAUAGCUGAAAUAAGAGCACAUGAUAGUUCAAUCAGAGCAUUGGCAAUCAAAAGAAAUAGAAUGGUUACAACUUCAUCCGAUAUUAAAAUUUGGAAUACAAGAUCAUUACAAUUUCCAACUCAUACUUUAUUUGGUCAUAAAGGUUCAAUCGUAUCAAUGCAAUUAAAUAAUGGUAAUAUUAUAUCUGGUUCUUUAGAUUCAACUGUAAAAAUCUGGAAUUAUAAUUAA
Dictyostelium discoideum AX4 is the source of this 2070-nucleotide messenger RNA. RefSeq lists its product as hypothetical. The record is from RefSeq and is a predicted model, not a curated record. Lineage: Eukaryota; Evosea; Eumycetozoa; Dictyosteliales; Dictyosteliaceae. The transcript has a single exon. Bases 1 to 2070 code for a protein of 689 amino acids.